AUGACGAUGGAGCAACACUUUGACCAAGAUUUCAACUUUGAUGAGGCGGUUCUUGACGGGGCCACGUUGGCUGCUCUUCCUUUCACGCCAGCGUACGAUUUUGACAAUUUUGCGACCACUUUUGAAGAUCCAUUUGCCUACUCGGCGCGAGCUUUUGAGCCCACCCCACACAUAGAUGCCCUAAAUGAAGACUCAUCGCCCCAGGAGCUCGACAACAAACUGCUGGGCUUUUCUGAUCCCAUCAUGAAUGCGACCCCUAUAGACGCAAACGGCAGCCUCGGCGAUGUGAGCAUGAGCGCCGAAUUGUACGGAAUGUUUUUCGUGGCUGAGGAUGUGUUUGGGGGCGAGAACACGGGCCGGCCGCUCGAGUUAACCUGCUACCGACGCAACCUAUGGCAGUGUUCGGGUCUGCUGACUCUGCCGAAACACCUCUCCCAUGUGAUGGACGAACAAGGCCGGCACUUUCCGGUUCAAGAGUGGCUGGCCUCCAUAACGGCACUGGAAUCCAUCGAAGGCAAAGCCACGGAAAUAAUCUCGAUUCCGUGGAAAAGCUCAAACCCCCAGAUGGGCGGCGAGGAGACCAAGGUUGCGGGUGCUCCGCCUCACAUUCCGCUCGAUCUUGGAACCGCUCAAGAGGUCGACGCAGUCCGAGUCAGCUUGCCGGUCUCGUGGAAACGUCUGCAGUUCAAACAUGCCACGGCCAACAAUGGGCGGCGAAAGGGUCUCCAGCAACACUAUGUCGUCCAGAUCAAUCUCAUUGCCAAGUCCAGCAGCAAUGACUCCAUCAAGGUCGCAGAGAUACAAUCCGGACCCGUGAUUGUGCGCGGCCGCAGCCCACGCAACUUUGAUAGCAGGAAAGACGUGCCCCUGACCGGCGAGAAACGGACGGAGAAGAAGACGGCCGCCGGUGCUGAAAACGCCACGUUGAAGUUGGAGCGGGAAACCCCGCCAAGCACAGUGCAGAAGUUUCAACCGAUGGGGAAUGCCCCGACCGAAUGGUCGGAAAACUACCAGCCUCCUGUGCCGCAUCCCAACAGUUCAAGUUGCCAUCCCGCAAAGAGGGUGGCUGUGUCACCCACCGUUACUCGACCACCGGUCCCUACUUGGUCAGGGGACGGGAAGAGCAUGGUGGUGAGCCCAAAUCACAGAAGCUCAGCCAGCCGCCACAGCACGGCCGUCCCCAUCAGCCUCUCUCUCUCCGAGGACGAAAAGAGCCCGAACCGCCUGAGCGCGGAGUUGCAAAGCCCUCAGUUCGGAAAGUCGCAUUCCAUCUCGGGGCAAAACGCUGGGAGCAGCCCCGCCGACGACCCCGAUCCCCUCUACGAGUACUUUCCUCUGACGGUAGACGACUGGAUGCCUCCCAUCGAUGCUGUCUACAGACCGCAUGUAGUCCACCACACCAUUGUGCCGCCCGAAGUCAAGGCUCUGCAGUCCCAGAGCAAAGCAAAGCGAUAUUUCGCCGCCGAGUAG
Molecule: messenger RNA, 1470 nt
Organism: Ustilaginoidea virens
Lineage: Eukaryota; Fungi; Ascomycota; Sordariomycetes; Hypocreales; Clavicipitaceae
Exons: 4
Coding region: 1-1470 (489 amino acids)
Biological process (GO): positive regulation of transcription by RNA polymerase II; meiotic cell cycle
Cellular component (GO): nuclear chromosome
Molecular function (GO): DNA-binding transcription factor activity; DNA binding
Source: RefSeq, a predicted model, not a curated record